GCCAUGGCUGAAAGCUUAAGUUCUACUCUCAUUAUCAAUCUUUUAUGUGUUGCUUUCUUUGUCAUUUCUACUACGGCAGCUAGAAAUGGACUGGAAAAUCCAUUAGACGCCACCAUAUUAGGCAAAGAUGAUGUUUCCUUUACGGGGACUAACUUCACUUAGGUCUGUGACCCUUCUAGGUAUGCUGCCCUUGGAUUGGACAUGGCAAAUUUUUCCUUCUGUGACAAGCCCCUUCCCUGUGAUGCUAGGGCUAGAGACUUGGUAAACCGUAUGACAUUGCAAGAAAAGGUUCAACAGCUUGGACAUGCGGCUUAUGGUGUGCCUAGGUUAGGGUUACCUAAAUAUAAUUGGUGGUCUGAAGCCUUGCAUGGUGUGUCCAGUACAGGCCCAGGAACUUUCUUUGUUGAAGUUGUUCCUGGUGCAACUAGCUUCCCUACUGUAAUACUCACAACAGCUGCUUUUAACGAGUCUUUAUGGAAAACUAUUGGUCAGGCUGUUUCGACAGAAGCAAGGGCAAUGUACAAUUUAGGUCGGGCUGGAUUAACUUUCUGGAGUCCGGUUAUUAAUGUAGUAAGGGAUCCUCGAUGGGGAAGAGCCAUUGAAACACCUGGAGAAGAUCCUUUCAUUGUAGGUAGAUAUGCUUCUAGUUUUGUAAGAUUGUUAAGAGGCUUACAAGACCGUGGGAAGGGACCUGAAAAUCACCCAGAUCCCAGACUCCAGAACCUCCCAAAGUUUCCUCAAGUUGCAAGCACUUUAGCUGCUAUGAUCUUUGAAAAUUGGAAAAUAACACUGAACCCUAAUUAUCUUUGA
Jatropha curcas is the source of this 810-nucleotide messenger RNA. The record is from RefSeq and is a predicted model, not a curated record. NCBI's taxonomy places the organism in Eukaryota, Viridiplantae, Streptophyta, Magnoliopsida, Malpighiales, Euphorbiaceae.